Molecule: messenger RNA, 1902 nt
Organism: Hylaeus volcanicus
Lineage: Eukaryota; Metazoa; Arthropoda; Insecta; Hymenoptera; Colletidae
Gene: Rsf1
Product: RNA-binding protein Rsf1
Exons: 3
Coding region: 353-958 (201 amino acids)
Molecular function (GO): RNA binding
Source: RefSeq, a predicted model, not a curated record
GCAGAGAAAGCCUUCUCUCAUCAGAUUCGCCCCUCUAAUUGAGUGUUCUGUUUAGCCUUUGAUUGUUAAAACUCGUAAUCAAAGAAUAUUUCGAGUGGGAGAAGCAACUUUGUUCGCGAUAUUCCUCUGAAGCAGAACAAUUUGUUCGAGCAGACCGUACGAGCUUUUGGCGUCUGGGUUGGAGACGCCAAGACGUCGGAUGUAGUUUCUGUGCACUGUGAACCCCGGUUGAUCCUCGCCUAUCGAUUGUAUCGUACUAACGGCGUACUGGAUAUCCUUUUCCUGCAGAAAUUCCUGAAACAGUUCAAUCGAGAAACGAACAUUUCGAGGGGAAUUAAAAUACAGGGAAAACAUGACACCAGAGGGAUAUACACGGGUAUACGUUGGCGGACUUAACGAGAGCAUCAAAAAGGAAGAUCUCCAGACAGAGUUUGAGAAGUAUGGGAAGCUAAAUAAAGUUUGGGUUGCUUUCAAUCCACCAGGUUUUGCCUUUAUCGAAUUCUUAAAUAACAAUGAAGCAGAGCUAGCGUGUAGCAGUAUGAAUGGCACAGAGAUUAUGGGUGCCAAGUUGAGAGUGGAAAUUUCACGAGGUAGAGGUCGUGGUGGAGGCAGGGGUGGUAUGGGAGGAUUCAGAGGAAGUCGAGGCGGUACAAAUAGGGGCUACAGUUCCCCUAUGACCAAUCUGCUGAGUUACAGAGGAAAUAAUGCGUACGCGGAUUAUGGAGGUUACUACGCAGGCAAGGGUGGCGGAAGUAGAGGUAGAGACUACUAUGGAGAAGAUUAUAUGACUAAUCGUGCCGGGGGGUAUGUUACUCGAGAAGGAUAUACGCAAGAUGUCUAUAAUAGCGGAGAGUCCAACGCCGAUUAUUAUACCAACAAAGGCACUGGCACAUCGAGGUAUCGAAGUCGUUCUCCGGCUGGUCGUGGCAGUCAUCGUCAUCUUCGUGAAUGCACAUAAAAGAUCUACACUGCAUUGCCAAUCUGAACUGCGGGCCAAUCAGCUACCCGCCCUGGUGACUACAUUUCUAUCCAAUCUACGCAGCGACCUGUAUAUAGACAAGAACUACCAUUGCAGAUUAAGUUGUGCAAUACCAUUUAUAUAGUAUAAUUUAGUUCCACAGUUUGUAAUCAUUUUCAGAACAUUACUCAUUAUUCAUAGAGAUGUGUUAUUACAAACUUUAUAUACAAUGAAUGAAAGACAGAUGAAACAAAUUAUGAAAAAAGGAUUUGAAUCAGCAAGCCAUACGAUCUUAGUCUAAAAUGAACUUAUACGAGUGUCUUUUGCCUUCUUUGAAUUUGGGGUAUUAUAUAUUUUAUAAUAUUAAAUAAGUUUUUUUUUAUAUGUAUUUUUUAUACUUCUUUUAAGUUUCUUUUUAUAAAAGAAAAGUUUGACAUACCAUAUAUAUAUAUAUAAAAAAAAUACGAGAUAAAGUUCUGCAACUUACACCUCUUCUGUAUCUUUUUGUUUCUUUUAACGUUAACAUGUGUUCUAUGGGGGUUCCAAUAUAAUGGUCGAUACUUUUAUAUCAUCUAUUACGAACGUACUUAUUGUUUAACGAAUAGUAAUACUUUUAUUUUAAAAAAUGAAAUAAAACGAGGAAAAUUUGCGCAAUUUUAACCAAAUGCACACUACUGCUCGUAUAUACUUAAUUGUGCAGCUUUGCCUUAAGAACUUUUAUACACCAAUGUGAACUCACGAUUAAAGAGCUGCAAAAUUAAUUCAUUACUUAUGAUCUGAAGUAUGGCCUUGAAAUAUAUGUGCAGAGAUAGUAUUGCAUUUGGACAUUUUUGAGCGUUUAUCACUGUGGAUACUCAAAUGAAAAAUACUGAAAUUAUGGUAAUAAUGUUUGCCAUUGCUGUAAAUGAUAUGGAAUUGGAAAUCUAUUAAAUGAUUUGCUCUCA